Messenger RNA from Epithele typhae, 858 nucleotides. Its product is annotated as ribosome recycling factor. Gene Ontology annotation, biological process: translation. Bases 1 to 858 code for a protein of 285 amino acids. Gene Ontology annotation, molecular function: ribosomal large subunit binding. The transcript is spliced from 4 exons. The record is from RefSeq and is a predicted model, not a curated record. NCBI's taxonomy places the organism in Eukaryota, Fungi, Basidiomycota, Agaricomycetes, Polyporales, Epitheliaceae. Gene Ontology annotation, cellular component: mitochondrion.
AUGUCUGUCGCCGCGAUUCUCGCCCGUGCAAGGUUCGCCUCCGCCUCGUCCUCCGCCCUCUCUCUCGCCUCCUCCUCGCGCCACGCGCUCCCCGUCCGCCAGCUAGCGGCCGCCACGGCCCUCGCCCCCUCGCGCGCGUACGCCAAGCCGGCCAAGAAGGGCGGAAAGCCCUCAAAGCCCUCCAAGGGCCCCGCGGCGGACCACGACGGCGACGGCGACGGCGACGGGCCCGCGCCGAAGAAGCACGGCGGCGCGGGCAAGGCGGUCGCGACGGACGCGCUCGUGCCCGCGUCGCAGCUGCUCACGGCGGACGCGGAGUACCGCGGGACGGAGGGGAAGAUGCUCGCCGCGGCGGAGUGGCUCCGGAAGGAGGUCGCCGCGCUCGAGACGCGCGCGACGGGGCGCGUCACCCCGGGGCUGCUCGCGCCCGUGCGGGUGCGGGCGCAGGGCGCGAAGGACGCGCGCGGGGUGCGGCUGGAGGAGGUCGCGACGGUGGGCGUGAAGGACGGGACGGUGCUGAUCGUCACCGUGUUCGAGGAGCAUACGUUGAAGGCGGUCGAGGCGGCCAUCUACGAGGCAAAGAUCCCGAGUAUCACGCCGCAGAGGGUGGACUCGCGCACCCUCAAGAUUCCCGUGCCCAAGCCGACGGUGGAGGCGCGGAAAGCGUUGUACACAGACGCUGCACGCCAUGCGGAGGACUCGCGUGGGCAGAUCCGCAAGCUCACCCAAGCACUGAUGAAAAAGAAAAACAACCCGAAGAAAGGGACGGCAGAGUUCAACGCUUAUCAGGCUUUGAACGACAGGUUCAUGGGCGAGAUCGACAAAAUCCUGGCCCACUUGAAGAAAAGUACAGGCUAG